Molecule: messenger RNA, 609 nt
Organism: Arachis ipaensis
Lineage: Eukaryota; Viridiplantae; Streptophyta; Magnoliopsida; Fabales; Fabaceae
Product: protein FAR1-RELATED SEQUENCE 5-like
Biological process (GO): regulation of DNA-templated transcription
Molecular function (GO): zinc ion binding
Source: RefSeq, a predicted model, not a curated record
AUGAAAGGGAAGGCUCCCACGUCCAUAAUAACCGACGGUGAUAGGCAAAUGAAGUAUGUGAUCGAGCAAGUUUUUCCAGAGGCUCACCAUCGACUAUGUGCUUGGCAUCUACUCCAAAACGCCACGAGCAACAUCGGAAAGCCUAAAUUCACCAGGAUGUUUAGGGAUUGCGUGCUUGGCGACUACGAGGUCGGAACAUUCCAGAGAAAGUGGUUUGAGAUGGUUGAGAAAUUUGGCAUCGCCGAUAAAAGAUGGGUACAAGACAUGUACGAGAGAAGACACAGUUGGGCCACAGCACACAUACGAGGAAAGUUCUUUGCCAGAUUUCGCACAACCUCAAGGGUCUGUGCAAUGAGGGUGGUUGAUUCUGAAGACAACGGUUCGUAUUUUAUCCACACCGUCUCUCGAUACGGCACUCCGGGGAAGGAUUGGCGUGUUGUUGCAAUGUCUGAUUUGAGCGAGGUCCGAUGCACGUGCAUGAGAAUGGAAUGUUUCGGGGUCCUCUGUGAACAUAUAAUUGCGGUGCUUGUUCUUAACAAUGUUCAUGAGAUCCCAAGUUCUCUAAUAUUGCCGAGAUGGACCAAGGAUGCAAAAGUUGCGACGGUGUAG